Molecule: messenger RNA, 2402 nt
Organism: Xenopus tropicalis (tropical clawed frog)
Lineage: Eukaryota; Metazoa; Chordata; Amphibia; Anura; Pipidae
Gene: elf3
Product: E74 like ETS transcription factor 3
Exons: 10
Coding region: 88-1230 (380 amino acids)
Biological process (GO): regulation of DNA-templated transcription; positive regulation of transcription by RNA polymerase II; regulation of transcription by RNA polymerase II
Cellular component (GO): nucleus
Molecular function (GO): sequence-specific double-stranded DNA binding; DNA binding; DNA-binding transcription factor activity
Source: RefSeq, a predicted model, not a curated record
GGUUACAGGCAUAUAUAAUUAACUCACUGGAAUAUUUAGUUUCAUUCUCUUGCUCCCGCUUCUAGGUUACCCUGUGGAUUAUUUCAGAUGCUGGAAAUGCACACAGAGCCAGCAAUGGCUGGAAACAGUGACAUCGGUGGCAUCUUCAGCACUUACUUCUCAACCAUGUACUCUGUGUCUCCACUGCAACCUGUUCCAGACAGUGUAAUGCCAAACCAGGAUGGGGACAAGUUCUUGACGUUUGUAACACCAGAACUCACCACUGAACUGACAGAACAGCCUUCUGGUUGGGCAUCUGAGUUGCCCGAUAUGUGGUCCCAGCAGCAAGUCAUGGACUGGAUCAGUUACAAUGUGGAAAAAAACAAAUGGGAUGCCAGCACCAUGGAUACAAGUCAGUGUGAAAUGGAUGGGCAACGGCUGUGUCAGCUAAGCAAGGAAGACAUGACCAGAAUAUUUGGGGGACUUGGAGACAAACUAUAUGGUCACCUUUGCCAGCUUAGAGAAUGGCCUGGCUCUUGUGACUCUUCUCUCGGCGAGUAUUUUUUCAAGUUUCAUCUGACAAAAGAUCCUUCUGACUGGGAUCUGAUAUGUGAUUUUAUAAAAAAUGAAGAUAACCAGCAUGGGAUCAAGAGGGAAAUUGAUGAUGAUGACUUUUCUAUGAAGAUGACAGACUAUGGCUAUUACCCUGAUCCAAUUUCUCCAGCAAGCUCUGGUUCCUGUGGAUCUGGUAUGGAGGCAUACAGCCCUCACACUAGAGACUCCAUGGGCAGCGACCUUGAAGUGGAAGUCAAAAAUCCUAGAGAUGAGUUUUUAAGUUGCAGCAAGAAUGAUGCAGCCCUAAAUAAGCGCAGGAGGGGCAGACCACGAAAACUCAACUCAGACAGUCGAGAUAUCCUGGAAACCAAGAAAAGUAAGAACUCUGCACGUGGUACUCACCUUUGGGAGUUUAUUCGGGACAUCCUUCUGCAUCCAGAUUUGAAUCAAGGGCUCUUAAAGUGGGAAGAUCGAUCAGAAGGGGUGUUCAAGUUCCUGCGUUCAGAGGCAGUAGCCCAGCUGUGGGGACAGAAGAAGAAGAAUUCAAGUAUGACAUAUGAGAAGCUGAGUCGUGCCAUGAGGUAUUACUACAAGAGAGAAAUUCUGGAGCGUGUUGAUGGCAGAAGAUUAGUCUAUAAAUUUGGAAAGAACGCUAGUGGAUGGCGUUUGGGAGAUAAGGGAAUCAUUGGUAAUUAAAUCAAUGGACCCACAGACUAUGUGGAUAGUUCCCAACGCAGACCGCUCAGCGAUCAGGAACCUCCUGAGUGAAUGUAUUUGUCAGACUCCAACCUUUUUUGAAGGACAUUGAUGUAGCACCAUUUUUGCGGUGCCUGUAUCUUAAGCUGAUAUUUUAGCUUCAGUAGGUUGUUGUAAACCAGAUUUUAUUCAUGUUUUUAAAAUGUUUUUUUAUUUUGUUGAUAUUAUGUGUCUUGUAAUGUCAUUUUAGACUGUAAUGGAGGGACUACAAAAAUCCAAGUUAUUCAUCCAAUAUAUUCAGGUUGUAACUGUGUAGGAUGAUGGAGGGCAUUUUCACUACGGUAUACCUAUAAUAUGUUAUACAAUAUAUACUUUACAAUAAUCUUAAAAGAACACAUUCUGUAACUAGAAUGACUAGUUAUCUGAACACAUAAGAAGACAACAGCUAAUACACAACACAUAUAUCAAUAAUAUGUACUUUAUUAUGUGGUAAGAAGAUAUAGGACCAGAUUCAGUUCAAUGAGAAAAGCUCAUUCAAAUCCAAAUUUCCCUAUAGAUUUCUAGAUAAGGUUUACUCAUCAAACUAAAUCUUGGCCAAAUAUUAAUGCUUGUUUUAUGAAGGGGACAAAAGUACAUUCUUUUCCAUUCUUUUAUAUUCUAACAUGCAAUCUGGCUUCUGUCCUCUGAACAGCACAUAUUAUCACGUGUAUAAAUUCAACUCAAGCAGGAGUCAUGGACUUGUGCGAUUUGUAUAUAUUUUACAUAAAAAAGAAACAAAAACCUCUUUAAGUCUAAUAAUACCUACCUCCCAUUCCAACCAAUGAACUUGCAGCCCUGAAUUAGACAUGGUACUGUGAAUUUAGGUUUUAUGUAAAAAUACAUAGAUUUCAUGUACAUAUAACAAUAACAGGAAAUACAUGUUUAUAUGCAUCUUAGUUACUUUUCAAAAGCACUUAGUUCUAAAAGUUUUUUUCAGAAUCUCAAAGAAUUCCCUUCCCUUUUUUAUAUAUCAAAUUUUUCAGCUGGACUGGCAAAAUGUAUACAUCAUUUUUUAUGUAUAUGUUUGUAUAUAUUAAUAUUUUUAUAAUUGUGUGAACUAAAAUAGAUUUUAUGAGAAUUUUAAUGUUUGUGAUAUAAUGUGCAUAAAAAUAAACAACUUAUUUGAACACAAA